Symsagittifera roscoffensis is the source of this 1836-nucleotide messenger RNA. RefSeq lists its product as uncharacterized. The record is from RefSeq and is a predicted model, not a curated record. NCBI's taxonomy places the organism in Eukaryota, Metazoa, Xenacoelomorpha, Acoela, Convolutidae. The coding region runs from base 236 to 1828 and encodes 530 amino acids. The transcript is spliced from 6 exons.
CGAUAGACGUUAAUUUUUCAUAUUUCGCAUUCGCUUUCAUAUUUUCUCUACUUGGUUCCAUUUGUCUGCAGAUACUUUUUUGUGACAGGCGAAAAUUAUCAAAAGACUUUUUCCUUUGAGCAGAAUUGAACGUAUAAAUCAAUAUACCAUUCUCAUUCAUAGAAUUAAACAUGAGUUAUCCAACUAGUUCAGUCGAGACCGCUGAAAACUGAAAACUGGGCCGUGGUAAUUUACGAUGAGUAGCAAAUCAUCGGGCUCGACUGCCACUUAUCAAGACAUACCAGCGAAUGGAAAUAAACAAUUACACAAUCGGUCUACAGCUACAACACAACAGUAUAUACACUCAGCGAUUGCAUUCGUCACAGUUUCCGAAAAUUCCAAUAUUCUAGAAGAUUCCCAUUAUGAAAAAGCAAACACUCAAACGUGGUUCAACAAAAUGGAAUCAGAUCAAAUUCUAUGUAAUUCGGUGAGCAAAAAUUCCAAAACGUCAAAAAAGAAGGGCCAUUUGUCAGCAAUGAAAUUGUGUCUCUCCGAGAAUGCUCUAGAAUGUUUUUUACAAGGUCACAAAUCUCUGCUGGCUUUCGACUUGUCUCUUGGAAUGGGCCAGCUAACUCGCAUCACUCCAACAUCAGAACAAGUGCUCUUCGCUGCAAGUGAGGCCCAUAACAAACUGCCGCCUUUGAUUGGUGCCUAUGACGUCAUUACGGAGAGAACGCACUUCCAAAUGACGCCAAAUUCAAUUUCUGGAAGCCAGUGCCAGCUAUCAGAAAGAGUUGCAGAUUUCGUGCCCUGCGAUUCGGACCCGGACAUUUUGGGUCAAAGUUUAAUCACUUCUUGUGGAAAUAUAAAAACAGUGCUUCACAAUGCCAUUCCAAUUGGACCUACAAAAGAGUUCUCCAGUUUUGAUUGUUCUGGCGUUAAUCAUUACUGUCCUGCAGACGGGAUCAAAAGAGCUGCCUUCAUUAAAGUCAGUUUGGCCCUGGCAACCAUCAAACGGAUUCGGGCUAAUUACUUCACGCUGAGAUAUGGCACUAAACAAUCACAUAGAAAAUUUCUUCACUGCUUCUGCAAUACAAGACAAGUCGACUUGUGGCUCAUGGACAUUUCGAAACAGAUCAUAGUGUCCAACUACAAUCUAUCUUCGGCUAUCAACACGUCAUCAAAAGUAGAGAGAAUCGCCAUUCUCUAUUUAACGAGAGCGAGUGUUGGGUCAGUUGACCGAAUUGUCGCAAUUAGCCGAUUGGAACUGCAGGUUUACAAAGCAGACUUAAGCGACGUUUUGCAAGGAGAUCCUGAGUUGACCUUGAAACUUGAGGCUCUUUCUUGUGAUUGCGAAGUUCAGUCUUCGAAUUCUAAAUUCGAAACUAGAGUUCACCACAAAGAUGAGCUCAUUUUAAUUAAGUUCGAUGCAAAUGAAGAAUUGCAACACUUCAAAAUGGUUUUAAAUACUGCAACUCAGCACCUCGUGAAUCGCAAUUUGGCACUCAUCAACUCGUCAGCCUAUCAGAUUGCUCGAUCGUCAUCCAGCCUCCUCUCGGACAGCCGAACAUUCCUGUCGUGCACACCAUCUUCCUUAUAUGGAAAUAUGAACUACAUUCCACAACCUGUCUGUAAUCGGACUCUGUCGUUUCACGAGAACAUUCAACUCGGCUGUUCUCGUCUAAAUCUAACCAAUGGGGGACUUGCAAACAAUAACAGUGAUGUCAGUUUGCAGGAUAACAGUUUUCACCGGCCAAACGAAACGACAGCUCAACCAGAUGCAAUGAAGAAACCUUCGAAACGAAAAUUUUCCGCCAAAAUUUUAGAAUUUGUUAGUUCUGUCAAAUAAAAUUAGCU